Varanus komodoensis (Komodo dragon) is the source of this 1007-nucleotide messenger RNA. It is a transcript of the gene NR2C2AP, whose product is annotated as nuclear receptor 2C2 associated protein. The coding region runs from base 112 to 618 and encodes 168 amino acids. The transcript has 6 exons. The record is from RefSeq and is a predicted model, not a curated record. NCBI's taxonomy places the organism in Eukaryota, Metazoa, Chordata, Lepidosauria, Squamata, Varanidae.
CGGGUGUUUGCUUGGCUUUCUCUCUGACAAAAAGAGAAAUCCAGAAACACGGCCAGCACCUUCCAUUUCGGUCCAGCCCCGCUUUGCAAUCACGCAGGCUGGUUCCAGCCUAUGCAGAGAGUUCUCCCCAUUCCUGGAGACAUCACCCCCGGUCCGUUGGCGCGGCCGGAUCGUCCCUGCUCUGGCAUCGCCAUGGCCCCCGUUUCCUUAAUUUGCUCUGAGACGGUGAGCAGGGUCAGCUCUGUCCUCAACCGAGAGGUGAAGCAAUUUGGGAAGAAAUACAUGUUUGAUGGGAAUGAGGAGACAUCUUGGAAUUCUGAUCAGGGCGCCACCCAGUGGUUGGUGCUGGAAUUUCCACGGACUGUCCAGGCGUCCCUUAUCCAGAUUCAGUUCCAAGGGGGGUUUGCCAGCCAAAAGUGUACCGUGCAAGGUUCCAGAAAAGGAGAAGAGCUUUCCCAGGUUGCUGAAUUCUACCCAGAAGAUACCAACGCUCUCCAGAGCUUCCCCCUGGAAGGAGCCCCCGCAGCAGAUAAACUGAAGAUCAGCUUCUGCAACAGCACGGAUUUCUUUGGCCGCAUCAUCGUCUACCGACUUGAGGUUCUGGGCAAAAGGUUCUAGUGCAAGACUGGGCUGCCGGGGACGAGGGUUUCCGUGGCAUCCGGGCGCAACGGAUCCCGACCGUCAACGGAUCCCGAAGCUGUGCUGGGCAUCAUUGGAGGAGACAGCCUUGUACAUACGACCAGCCCGUGAUUUUGGGAAGUAUUUACGAAGCCCUAAAGAACUAGGGAUGGGGAUACUGAAGGGAUUGUCUGGCAGGGACCUGCUCAUCAGGUGACAACCGUUCCAGUGGUAUGGAAGACUUUAGGAUCCUCAGCAUUCCAAUUUUUGGCAUUCUGAUGUGAGCUUAAAGAAUUUACUAAUAUCUCGUUUACCUUCCACCAGCCCCUUGGGGAUUUCAGUGCCUCCUGGAAACAAACUUUUUCCAAUAAAUAUUCCCCGAAAGGAAA